AUGAGCACAAUUGCAUCUGAAUACGCCAAUGAAGUGAGCAAUACUCCAAUUGAACAUCAAUUUAAUCCAUAUAGUGACAAUGGUGGUACUAUUUUAGGUAUUGCAGGUGAAGACUUUGCAGUCUUGGCCGGUGAUACUAGACAUACUACUGAUUAUUCUAUCAAUUCUCGUUAUGAACCAAAAGUUUUCGACUGUGGAGACGAUAUUAUUAUAUCAGCAAAUGGUUUUGCAGCAGAUGGUGAAGCUUUAGUCAAGAGAUUUAAAAAUAGUAUUAAAUGGUACCAUUUUGAUAAUAACGACAAAAAAUUGGCUUUGAGUUCGGCAGCAAGAAAUAUACAACAUUUAUUGUAUGGUAAAAGAUUUUUUCCCUACUACGUUCAUACAAUUAUUGCAGGUUUAGAUGAAGAAGGUAAAGGUGCUGUAUAUUCAUUUGACCCGGUUGGAUCAUAUGAAAGAGAAUUUUGUAGGGCUGGUGGUGCAGCAGCCUCUUUGAUAAUGCCUUUCUUGGAUAACCAAGUCAAUUUCAAGAAUCAAUACACACCAGAUUCCAAUGGUAAAGUGAAGAGACCAUUUAAACAUUUGUCAAUAGAUGAAGUCAUUAAAUUAGUCAGAGAUGCAUUUACAUCAGCAACUGAAAGACAUAUUCAUGUUGGUGAUGGUUUAGAGAUUUUGAUUGUUACUAAAGAAGGUGUAAGGAAAGAAUUUUAUGAGUUAAAGAGAGAUUAA
This is a messenger RNA of Tetrapisispora phaffii CBS 4417, 726 nucleotides long. RefSeq names its product proteasome core particle subunit beta 6 (gene PRE7). The transcript has a single exon. The record is from RefSeq and is a predicted model, not a curated record. Gene Ontology annotation, cellular component: proteasome core complex. The coding region runs from base 1 to 726 and encodes 241 amino acids. NCBI's taxonomy places the organism in Eukaryota, Fungi, Ascomycota, Saccharomycetes, Saccharomycetales, Saccharomycetaceae.